Molecule: messenger RNA, 1697 nt
Organism: Oncorhynchus gorbuscha (pink salmon)
Lineage: Eukaryota; Metazoa; Chordata; Actinopteri; Salmoniformes; Salmonidae
Product: CXADR-like membrane protein
Exons: 7
Coding region: 398-1537 (379 amino acids)
Cellular component (GO): cytoplasmic microtubule; membrane; cell surface
Source: RefSeq, a predicted model, not a curated record
GAUGCCUUUGUGGUCAUACGAGGCGAUGUGAGCACUUCAGACUCUAGAGGUCUCCGUCCAGCAUGCAGCAACAUCCACCUAUCCAGAUUCUGCCUCUCACGUUCUAGUGCAGCGGACAAACGGUAUAGGAGAAGACCGCUCAGAGCCACGGAGACAGAGGGAACCUGAGGGAUGCACGCUUCCCGAACGAGAUAGAAAGAACGGGAACUUUGAUUUGACGCGAGGCUGAUAAAAUUACGAUAAUAUAGAGCUGCAUUCCUUAGUGAAGGGAUGCAUUGACAUUUCGAGUGUUCAAAAAUGAUGUCCUUGGUUCCCUGCUCAUUGUAGAUUAUAUUUAAUGUAUCUCUCCUAUUUCUGAUGUGCUACUUCAUUGUGACUGUACACUUGGGUCACCCGCAUGAAUUUUAAGGCAGCCGGAGCGCAUUGUUUCCAGCUUCGUUUCAUGGGAUUUCCAGUCGUGUCGGGUGCUGUGAUGUCUGCAACAUUUCGCUCUUUGUUUCUGGCGCUGCUGAGCCUGCUGACGGCUGGCGCCCAGACAGAAAUGAAGAGAGUUGUCGGAGACAACGCCACCCUGCCGUGCCACCAUCAGUUCUGGCAGUCCAACGCGCAGUUGCUCGACAUUGAGUGGCUACUGCAGAAGCCCAACUCCAAGCAGAGAGUGAUCAUUACGUUUUUCGGUGGCCAGGUGUACACCAAUGAGGUGACCAGUGAGGCCAGUCGUCUGUCUUUCGCAGGGGACUACCUGAAAGGAGACGCCUCCCUGCUCCUCAGUGACCUACAGCUGACGGACUCUGGAGAGUACUACUGCAAGGUCAAAACGGGGGGAAAGUACCACUGGAGCCAGGUUAACCUCAUAGUGCUGGUGAAGCCCUCUAAGCCACGAUGCUGGAUGGACGGCAGGCUGUUAGAGGGCAGUGACGUUAAACUGAGCUGCAAAUCCAGUGACGGCUCAGACCCUAUCAAAUACAAUUGGGGGAGGGUGCUGGAUAAGGGAAAGAGUGUUGGGAAACUCCCCCUACUGGCACUGAGAGAUCUGAAGAAUCCAGAGAUCGUCACCCUGCGGAACCUGACGAAGGACAGUACAGGUUUUUACAAGUGCACCGCCAGCAAUGAUGUGGGCGAGGAGAACUGCAUCAUCGAGGUCACCAUGCAGUAUGUUCGAGGGAUGGGCGUGCUGGCAGGUGCUGUGGUGGGCGUCUCCUUUGGUGUUCUCCUCAUCAUCCUUAUCAUCUGGCUCGUCUUCCGCAAGAAGGAGAAGAAGAAGUAUGAGGAGGAGGAGACUCCCAAUGAGAUCAGGGAGGAUGCAGAGGCUCCCAAGGCCAAACUGGUGAAGCCCAACUCCCUGUCCUCAUCCCGCUCUGGCAGCUCCCGCUCCGGGGCCUCCUCAACACAGUCCAUGGUGCACAACACCGCACCCCGCGGGCACCGACCUCGCCUCCCAGCCAUUGCUGCCCUUAAGGAGAACGGACAGCCCCCUGACUUCCCACAGUCCCCCCCCAGCCUACACCACAGUGGUACCACCCAACAAGGCCCCUGAGCCCCCCGGCACCCCCAAAUUCAACAUCAACUCCAGGAACCAGAUCUCUGGGCCAACUCCCCCAACUCUCAUGGUCCCUGCCCAGAACAAGGCCUUUCAAACUGUGUAGGAAGUAGAAGAGAGUCCAUCCUGGCUGUGUUGAAGCAUAAGACCCACCCCU